Didymodactylos carnosus is the source of this 992-nucleotide messenger RNA. The record is from the annotation of a GenBank genome assembly. NCBI's taxonomy places the organism in Eukaryota, Metazoa, Rotifera, Eurotatoria, Philodinida, Philodinidae.
UUUUCAGACACUUUUUGGAGGCUGAACCUUGGAUUUUUCUGGAAAGUGUUACGAAAACUGUCGAAAAACCUUCGGAAAAUUUUGAAAAUAUGUUUUUUAUAGCUUUCGCGAAAUGCUCUUUCAUCUGACCGAGUCGGAAAAGUUUUUAGAAACGAUAAAACUUUUGCCUUGGAAAACCAGGUUUCCAGGGACCCGAUCUCCAAAGGCCUAUCAGCCCAAACCAUUGUCAUAUUCGGAAUCAGCAUAGCCGAUAACCUAUUUUCCACUUAGUUUUAGGCCAAAAGCGAUUUGCCAGUUGGUGUCCUUUCCUCGUAAGUGUGUACAAUUGCACAUUUGUUGUUGAUAUUCGUUAACAUUGAAUUGACAUGAUUUCCGUUCAAAUAUCUUUAAGUUCGAUUUUUUUUUUUAACUUUUUGUUUUUAUUUUUAUUUUAGACUGGAAAUGGUACUUAUAAUAAAGCUGUUUUGAUGAAUGCCGCUUUUAUCUACGCAUCAUCCGAAUAUGAUUUUCAGUGUUUUGUAUUUCAUGAUGUUGAUUUGAUACCCGAAGAUGAUAGAAAUAUGUAUUCAUGUCCAUUAUAUCCCAGACAUAUGUCCGUAGCCGUCGAUGAAAUGGAUUACAAAUUAACCUAUGAAGAAUUAGUGGGAGGUGUAUUAACAUUAAAAUCAGAUCAUUUUCUUAUGGUAAAUGGUUAUUCUAAUUUAUAUUGGGGGUGGGGAGCAGAAGAUGACGAUUUAUAUUAUAGACUAAAAGAAGUAUCGUUAAAAAUUAUUCGUCCACCCCCAUCAAUUGGACGUUAUAAAAUGUUACAACAUACAAAACGUACACCAUCUAUAUGGAAUAAACGCGCUAAAUUAUUAUAUUCAGCUGCUAAACGUUAUUCAUGGGACGGUGUAUCAUCGGUGAAAUAUAAUUUAACAAAUGUCACCGCAUAUCCAUUAUUCACCCAUAUACUAGUCGAUGUUGGAUCACCACCGCCCGGUUUUAGUUAA